AUGCCUACUUCUACUGCUCCCUCAGCUAACGCUGUGGGAGCAAACUCUUCCGACCAUCUAUCACACGAUUUGAUCGACGACUAUGUUGCUGCCGUCGACGAAGGUCGUCAUCAUCCUGAGAUAUCUUUCGGCUUAUCGCUCUCUCAACCUCACCGUUCAGAGACCAACGCUGACCUACGAGUCCGAGGAGUGCUCGAUACCGGUGCUACCAGCUCGUAUAUCGUGGUGCCAGAGUCGUUCAUACUGGCAUUUCAGACAGAUCCUCUCCAUCAGCCAGUUGCAGUGACCCUAGCUAACGGAAGUCAGGUCAACAUCAACACAAGUAUUCCCUGCUCAAUCAUGGUUCGGGAUAUACGCUCUGGUGAGUACUUCAAUGCUGGCCAUCAUACUCUCCGUGUGUUAAACUGCCGUGAGCGACUUCAUCGGCCCUAUUGUCUCAUUGGUAGAGAUUUGAUCAAGGCUUGGUGUCUCGUAUGCGUUGGCCUCGACUCCGUUACCCUGUCUGGUCGUUUGGUAUAUGAGGCUACUCCUGUAUCGACACAACUACCGGCUGCGCCCUCCCUCGCUACCAUCUAUCUGGUGGACGACACUGACCCGAAGUCAUUGGUAUCACUACCCCCGGUGGUAGCUCCCCCUGAUCCUCCUACUCAACUAUGUAAUCAAGACAAAAAACUCGCUCUCGAUAUUCUCCAAGCACUGGUUGCCAAAGGAUGGCGUGAUCUUCCUCUGUCGAGGGGUUAUCGCUGUCGUAUCCGAGAACUGUGCCCGGUCGAGCACCUAGACUCUCCACAUCAAACACAUGUUGGUGAACUGUUUUUACCCGCGUCAACUCUAUCGACAAGGCCAUCACUCAGGAACUUCGCCACUCCUCUCUUCAAGCGACUGUCUCCUGACCUCAAGGUCGCCUAUAACUCGAUGAUAGAAGACUACGUCACCAAGAAGUGGUGGGUAUCGGCCCCAGCGACUACGACUGUCAGCCCCACCCCAGCUGCCAAUGUUUUCCUGAUCAAUGGUUCCAAGCGACCAAGGCUCGUUUGUGAUUUGCGAGCUUGCAAUGCUGCUCUACCUCGCGCUAGCUCGCGCAACCCGGACUUGUGGAAAGUACUGUCUAUCAUCCGCUUGACUGGUCCAUCAAUAAUCGUUGGAGCCGACAUAUCUUCGGCGUUCUACGCCAUCAGAAUCAGUGCGGAGUCUGGCACUACCCACUUCGUGCUGCACACAGCGCUUGGCACCUUUUGGUCUACAAGGUCAUUGUUUGGAACAAGUAUAGGUCCCAGCUCUCUGAGUGGCACACUAGGAUCGAGUGUCGAGGCUGUCAAGAACUGCUCAUCUGUUUUGCAGUCACCGUCAGUGGUUUCGGUGGUCUCGAAUCAUAGCGAUCAUGGAGAUACGCACACUCGUUACCCUGUCGACCUCACCUCCAACCUCCAGUAUUUUGCUGAUGAUAUCGUCUGCUCCGGCUUCAUCUGCACAAUUAUCCUCCACCUCAUGGCUAUCUUAUUACAGGUCUUGGUCUUUCUGGCGUUUAACUGCCAGCCCAAGAAGUGUGCCAUUUUGACGACUGAGGACAAUCGUCAGGAGGCCGAGAAGACAUGUAAGCAGUUUGGCCUACUCUUCCCUAUAGCUGAAGUUAUUGGAGUGCUGGGCGUGGUCUUCUCCUAUACAGCAAUCUGUGGUGGUCUUCCAGCACGACUAUGUAUGAGCUGUGAUGCGGCUUCUCGCAUGGCGAAAGCUAUGGACUUCCUGAAGAAAGAUCCGGUGUUGGCUCAGCGACCUAGUAAGAUCGAUAUUUUCGCGGUCGGUGGUAAGCUUAGCUUCGACCAGGGACGGGUCCAUGGAGAACGAAGGCUCAUCAGUGAUCUCUUGAAGGUCAUUAUUGCUAGGAAUUUCCCUAGCUCUCCUUGGCACCAGCACUGUGACUUGACGACUAUGCCUUCGACCGAGCAACAGGCCUACGAAGCGGUGGUGCUGUGGGCAAGAGAGGUCUGUGAAUCGUCUUCGUCAUGUCGUCAUCUAUCCCCUCUUCGUUCUAAGGGGCAAUCUGAGGUCACCAUUAUCGUUGAGACCGAUGCUUCGCUCUAUGGCGGCGCUACGGUGGUAAGGAUAGACGACGACAUUAUCCUUCAAGAUGUGUAUCGUUUCUCGGCUCGGCAAAUCUCCUAUUCAUCGAAUAGGAGAGAGCUACUGAUGUGCUUACAAGGCAUUCGUAGAGCGGCUGAGUUGAUAUCCUACCAUCGUACCACUCUCACAGCCCUCACGAAAUGCUCACACCUCAUCUUUAAUGUCGACUUCCGUACCGACAACAAGUCUAGUUGUAGCUGGCUGUCCAAUGAUGAGGCUGUACUGAAGCUACAGAGCUCGAAGAUUCUUGAGCGACGCGCCAUCAUACGACUCAUUGACUCUAUCUCAGAGGAGCUUAAGGUCAUCAGGCAGUAUGGUCGGUUGUCGCUAUCACACUUGGCGGGUGCUACUAACCACUAUGCUGACUCAGCCAGCCGGUUGUUGGACCGGCCUGUCAAGACGGGCACGACAACCACUAGAUUGGGUGAGCUUUUGGCUGCCUAUAAGAAGUCUGAUAACCUCAAGCCAUCACAGUUGAUGGGGUCCGACAAAGGCGAGUGUGCCGGAGAGCAUUGCUGCUGGGCGGGGUCUAUCUCUCACGAUGAAAUACGGCUCAUGGUCAACGCCGCGUCUGCACCAGCUAUGUCCCUUCGAGAGGAUCUCCCAAGCAUCUCCCACGAAGACCUGGAAGAGCAAGAGAGGGACUUAGAAGGUGACUUUGACUCCUGCUGCUGUCUGAUAGAAGAUGAUGACCCUACCGGAGGUAUAGCAGCUUAUGAUCGUCAACCAUUCUCUAUGAUAGCGUCUAUAACCUCCGGCUCAGAUGACUUUUGUGAGGAUGUUUGUCGUGCCGUUGAUUGCGUCCUUGCAAUCCGUGAUGACCUCGGUCAGAACCCCCCAGCGCCUCACCCAACGGCAGAGCCAUUGAUCGAAGCAAUUGCCCGUGAUUCAUGGGAUGUCGACUCCGUACUAGACCGAGUCCAUAUACUGCGAUUGGUUCUCUCUGUCCUGCGGUCUAAUGCUCAAGCUCCUAAUGCCACUGUCCUGGAGUGCGAAUGGAACCAAGCUUGGAAUCAAGAGGAUGUCUUAUGCGCUGCUCACUCAGCACAGUUCAACUUGGUUAACGGUAAAUCUCUACACGAUAUCAAGACCAACAAAGGAUGCUCCUGGGAUGUUAUCGACCCAACUGCCCUCUCCAAAGUCUUAGCCUACCGAUGUGGACUGCCGACCGGAGAGGUGGUGCUGAUAGAUUUGGGAGUAUUAUACUCAUUAUUCCCUAAUCGACUGGUAUUGAGUUGGUCUACUUCGACACCGGUGAAUCUAACACGCAUAAGCGCAAAGUCUAGCCGAUUCGGAUCAUCGAAGUUGAAGUCACCCUGA
Perkinsus marinus ATCC 50983 is the source of this 3441-nucleotide messenger RNA. RefSeq lists its product as hypothetical. Gene Ontology annotation, biological process: proteolysis. Gene Ontology annotation, molecular function: aspartic-type endopeptidase activity. Lineage: Eukaryota; Perkinsozoa; Perkinsida; Perkinsidae. The transcript has a single exon. The coding region runs from base 1 to 3441 and encodes 1146 amino acids. The record is from RefSeq and is a predicted model, not a curated record.